Syngnathus typhle (broad-nosed pipefish) is the source of this 5521-nucleotide messenger RNA. RefSeq names its product guanine nucleotide-binding protein G(q) subunit alpha. Gene Ontology annotation, molecular function: G protein-coupled receptor binding; G-protein beta/gamma-subunit complex binding; guanyl nucleotide binding. The record is from RefSeq and is a predicted model, not a curated record. NCBI's taxonomy places the organism in Eukaryota, Metazoa, Chordata, Actinopteri, Syngnathiformes, Syngnathidae. Gene Ontology annotation, cellular component: heterotrimeric G-protein complex. Gene Ontology annotation, biological process: phospholipase C-activating dopamine receptor signaling pathway; action potential; adenylate cyclase-modulating G protein-coupled receptor signaling pathway. Bases 721 to 1929 code for a protein of 402 amino acids. The transcript has 8 exons.
CAGGUUGGCGGACACACUCGCUGCCCACCUUGUUCCACCAGCGGAGACCACCUCAUUUCAGGCUCCAUUUUAAACGAAAGGAAGAAGGGGGGGACAACCUGCAUGCCGCAUUCGAGCGUGAAAAUGGACCGCAUUGGAGCGAUGGGCGCCGCUAUCGCUACAUCAUAAAGGCGGAACCCCUCCGAGGUCCACAAUCACUGCAGGCCGCCUGUCGGUCUUUUUGAGACGAGAAAAAAAAGGAAGGCGUCCGCGGCGGGGGCCAAGAUUCGAGAGGCGGAGGUGCCGUCCGUUAGUUCGGCGUUUACCCGGGCGUUAGCCUGCUAGCAUCGGCUCCAGAUUUGUGGAUGUACGCGAUAGCGCCGCAAUCUUCCCGGAGAUCGAAUUGACAUUUUGCACGAGAAACAAGCGACUUGCGCAUCUGGCAGUGGAGGCUCCCACCCUUCGACUCGUCCUCUCCCGACUCCCUACCGGAGAAGACCGGGGACAACUUGGCAGCGACGCCCCGAGCUGCUCUUCCCCUCCCCCUCCUCCUCCUUCCCUGGCCCGGUCCGGUCCCGACAAGACCACCACCAAGCGACCCUCCCCCUCGCCCCACGUCCACGCGAGGACCGCAGCUAAUUUUUUUUCCUCCUCGCUGAGGGGUGGCGGUGGUGCCGGUGGUGGGAAGAAAACGCCGUGUUUUUCGGGUCCGAGCGGGGCUGGCUCAACACAGCGGAGGGGAUGACUCUGGAGUCCAUGAUGGCUUGUUGCCUGAGCGAGGAGGCGAAGGAGUCGAAGCGAAUCAAUGCCGAAAUUGACAAGCAACUUCGCCGAGACAAGCGAGAUUCCAGGCGGGAGCUGAAAUUACUUCUUCUCGGCACAGGAGAAAGCGGCAAGAGCACCUUCAUCAAGCAGAUGAGGAUCAUCCACGGCGCCGGCUACUCGGACGAAGACAAGCGAGGCUUCAUCCGUCUGGUUUACCAAAACAUCUUCACCUCCAUGCAGGCCAUGAUCCGGGCCACGGAGAACCUGAAGAUCCCUUACAAAUACGAACAGAAUCGGUCCAACGCCAUGCUGGUGAAAGAAGUGGACAUUGAAAAGAUCAACGGCUUCGAUCAGCACUACGUCGUGGCCAUCAAGUGCUUGUGGUCCGACCCGGGGAUCCAGGAGGCCUACGAUCGGCGCCGAGAGUACCAGCUCUCCGAUUCUACCAAAUACUACCUUAGCGAUUUAGAUCGCGUGACUGCCGGCGGCUACGUCCCCACCCAGCAGGACGUGCUCAGGGUCCGUGUUCCCACCACGGGCAUUAUUGAGUACCCCUUUGAUCUGGAGAAUGUCAUCUUCAGCUAUCUUUCCGAUCUGGAUCGUAUUGCAGAUCCCAGCUAUCUUCCCACUCAGCAGGAUGUGCUCAGGGUGCGCAUUCCCACCACGGGCAUCAUUGAGUACCCCUUCGACUUGCAGAGCAUCAUUUUCAGGAUGGUGGACGUGGGCGGUCAGCGCUCAGAGAGGAGGAAGUGGAUCCACUGCUUUGAGAACGUCACUUCCAUCAUGUUCCUGGUGGCGCUCAGCGAGUACGACCAAGUCCUGGUGGAGUCCGACAACGAGAACCGUAUGGAGGAGAGUAAAGCUCUGUUCAGGACUAUCAUUACCUACCCCUGGUUUCAAAACUCCUCCGUCAUCCUCUUCCUCAACAAGAAGGACCUGUUAGAGGAGAAGAUCUCCUACUCUCACUUGGUGGACUACUUCCCCGAGUUUGAUGGUCCGCAGAGGGAUGCGCAGGCGGCACGGGAGUUCAUCCUCAAGAUGUUUGUGGACUUAAACCCCGACAGCGACAAGAUCAUCUAUUCCCACUUCACGUGCGCCACGGACACUGAGAACAUCCGCUUUGUGUUUGCCGCCGUCAAGGACACCAUCCUACAGCUCAACCUCAAAGAGUACAACCUGGUGUGAGCCCACCACAAGCCCCGCCCCCUUUCUCUCUCCUUUUGCACAACCUCCUUUUUCGACUUUUAACGCAACACACACAAACUCGCACACACUCCCUUUUUUUUUUUUUUUUACCCAGCGCAUUCAGAACCCCCCCCCCCCCCCCCCCCCAGCCAAAACAAACCAACAACAACAAAAAGGAAACACCGCCUGCCCCUCUCUUGCGUAUUUUUGUGUGUUAGAGAAAGCGCUGCCUUGAUGGGCCUGGGACACUCGACAUUGACCGGAAGGAACGCCGGGGGACGAACGCUAAAAAAACGGGGCUUGGUCUCCGCCUCCAUAUCGAUGAAUGUACCCACCAGUGUGCGAGAAGUGCAAUUGUGGGGAGAAAAAAAAAUGAAAACCUCUUAACAGUGUAAAUAUAUAGAAUAUUAGAUAUCAGGGGUGUCAAACUUAUUUGGAACGUAAAACAAAAUAAUACCGAUGGUUGUCCAUUUAUGAAUGUAAUUCGAUACGGAGCUAGAGGGGGGGUCAGCGGGGGCACUGCUCCCACCCGGAUAAUUGACUUUUGGAUUUUUUCAAAUUAAUUUCGAAAAAUCCAACAUUUAUUUUCACCUCAUUUUCUACACGAGCAUAAAAAAUUUCCCCAAUGCCCACCUCUACAACAUGGUCAUACUUUUUGGAAUUUCAAAUCCAUCUGCUUCUGAUGUUUGACACCCCCGGUUUACGUCAAGGUGUUAAAGACAAAGCACGAGAGGGGCAAGAUCCAAAUCCACUUGAUUGCUGCUGACCUUUUUAAAGAUAAUAAUAAUAAUUUGUCGCUACAGCGAUUUUAGCAAAUUGUAACUUUAAAGAAAUAUUUGUUUGAAAAAUUUCCAUAAUAACUUAAAUUAAGAGAAGUAUUUUGGGAGGUUUUUUUUGGGUGCAAUUUCAUUUUAAGUUGAAUGCACAGCUUCAACCCCCUCUAGGAUUCGCAGGGACAAUCACAAACCUGCCCCCCCCCACCUAGGAAAGUCCAUUACCCCCCCCCCAAUCUUCUCACUCCACGCCAUCCAAUCAGACGCUUCCUAACGCUGUCGCUCACUCGUUAUUAUAUAUCAGGAUGUGCUUCUGUUUACUUUUUUUUUUUUUUUUUACUGUAUAGUCACUUUGUUUUUAAAAGAAAACAAAAAAAAAAACUAUGGUUUGCCGUUGUCGAGUGAGGUGGGCAAAAGACGAAACCUUCCUCGACAUCUGCAAAUAAGUGUGAUGUAUGUGUAUAUUUGUUUGUAAAUACAUAUACACAACAACCGUGUACAAAAAUGCUCUGUGGUACACCGUCUUUGGCAUAAACAUGACGACAAAAAAAAAAAAAGUUAGCUUCAAAGAUUUUUUUCUCUCUCUAUCAAUAGUAUUGAUACUGUGAUUAUGGCUUUUUGCUGAUGACGGAAGCAGACGUCACAGAGCCAUGUGGUCAAUUAGCAGUAUAUAUAUAUAAUAUGGUGAUGAUUUUAAGUCAUUUUUUUUUAUUUAUCUAAUUUAUGGACCAGGUUUGAAGGUGUUGAUAAUUUCAACUGUGUUUAAUUAAUAAGGCUUUCUCUUUGUUUUUGCUCACGAUGGAGCCUCACUUGAGUCUGAACUGCUGUUUGAAAAAAACAAAAUCAAAAGGAGGGGGGGAAAAAAAAAGCAAGGAAUGUCUGCUAUUGUAAGGACUGUAUUCAGUGUCUGCUUUUUUUUUUCGGGGCCGAUUUCCAUUUGUUGACAUUAACUAUUUUUUAUUUUAAAAAGGUGUUUCCUCUGGUUUAUAUAUUUAGAGACAGCUCUGUAAUGCUUACCUGCCUAAAAAAAAAUGUAUAUUUUAAACAGUGAUUUGGAUCGGUUGGCGCUGUAGUUUUUUUUUUCCGGCAUUUUUACAGGCUUGCUUAUUACAAACGUCAUUGUCAUGAAGGGCUACCACAGUACAUGCAGAAACAGAGAUGCUGACUAUGAGUAGAGGCCGAGUGUUAAUGCAAACCAAAAGGAUGUUUAGCCCCGCCCCUUUUCCAGUCACAGCCGCAAUCAUGCAGUAUAUUUAUGUAUUACAAAAACAAACCUUACAGCCACAAUAAGUAUUUCCAUGUUUGCCAAUUGCCAAGAAACUGUUGGCCAGAACACAGAAGUGAAAACUAUUUUUGUGAGGUUAACGUUGUAGGAAAAUGAUCUAGAUAUUCAAUUCAUUUUUUCUCACAAAACUGUUUUGAUGAUAAUGAUUACCUAAUGGAAUUAAUUUAAUUUAUUGCCCCGUUUUAAUCAUAACCAUCCAAUUGGAGCAUUACAUGUGGCCCGUCAUGAAUUUUUUUUUUUAAAUACACGAAUGUUAAUCAUCUUAAAUGGGUUCCUUGCCCUUAAAGCUGUCAGAAAUUGGUGCAACUUUUAACAAUUAUAUCGAAAAAUAAAAAGCCAUUCAUAAUAGGAACCACUACUCAUUGCUGUUUAAUGUUGUAUUUAAACAAGAUGGAACCCAAAGGCUGCUGCACAAGCUAAAAACCGAUCAAAAAUGUCUUAUGUAAUGAUGGCAAAAAAAAGGAAACAGUUAUUUUAAAAGAUAAAUAUAUAACAAAAAUAUUUCCAAAUAUCAACAUCCCCUGAGCUAGACGCUAUAGAAAAGUGUACAAAUAUCCGCCUCAUUUUUUUGCACAUAAUGGAGGGUACGUUAAAUUAAAAAGUCAUUAGAAAUACAUUUUUACUUUUUUUUUUUUUUAGUACGAAAUAACACGUCUUCUGCUUGUGCCAAGGUGCCAAGGACCUCCUUUAACUGUUAAUUGCGUGUGGAGUGAAAAAUGUUGACUGACAACCAUUGUAUUUUUUUUUUUUUUUGCUAGUUUGUGUUGCACAGUGGUGUACUAUUUGGCACAUUUUCAAUUUAUACUGAGGGGCAGUGUUUGCAUGACACUUGUGUUUAUUUUUCUCACUAAAACGACAACUUUUCUCGUAUUUGUUGCCUUGAUGCUCUUGUUACUCUGUAUUUUAAAAAAAUGACCAGAACACUAUUCUUUUUAUGAUUUUAGGACCACUUCCCAUCCUUGCUUCUUCCUAACAGCUCAGCUGUAGAAUGGUGUUUUUUUUUUUCAUUGUAAAUCUAAUGUGUGUAAAAAAAAAAAAUUGAUUUGUGAUAUGAGCGUGCCAGGCUCUCAAAGUGCCAACACACCACUGCCAACCUGAGAUGCCCCCUACCCGCGUGCCCUCCACCAGUUUCUUUUUAAACGAUACAACACCAGAGACUCAAAAGGAUAGAUGAUUAAGUGGGUGAAGAUUAUAUUCUAAGAGACAUUUUUAAGUAAUAAUCUGCUGUUUUUCUUUUUUUAAAAUAAGAAACUGUAAUUAUAAUUACUGCAUGUGCUGUUUUUUUGCAAGCGAGGGGCUUUGGAUGUAUUGACUGAAGCCUUUUGGCUCCGGUUGGCCGUUUAUCGAUUUACAUAACUCUUUGCCAUAAUUUUUAAUGUCUUUUCAUGCGUUUGUUUUGUUGUUUUUCUCGACCACUGUUGCCUGAUCCUCAUUCAAACAUGAUGUAUGGUCAUUAUCGCCGCCUUCUAAACAAACAUAAUGACAAGGUUAUCUGUUUUAAACAUUGAAAUAAAUUUGUUCCUAUACUUGCUGA